CCCUCCCGCCCGCCCUCCCGCCGCCCCGCAGCCGUGACCGCCAGCCCCGCGCGGCAUCCGGGGGCAGCGGGGCCGCGUCACGUGCCGGCGAGAGCGGCGGCAGCCGGAGGGGCAGCGCGUGCCGCCGGGCCCGCCAUGUCGGGCAAGGACCGCAUCGAGAUCUUCCCGUCGCGGAUGGCUCAGACCAUCAUGAAGGCUCGUUUGAAAGGGGCCCAAACAGGCCGUAACCUCUUGAAGAAAAAAUCUGAUGCUUUGACACUUCGAUUCAGGCAGAUCCUUAAGAAAAUUAUUGAGACUAAGAUGCUGAUGGGUGAGGUGAUGAGAGAAGCUGCCUUUUCACUUGCUGAGGCAAAGUUUACAGCAGGAGAUUUCAGUACCACUGUGAUCCAGAAUGUGAACAAAGCUCAGGUCAAGGUCAGAGCUAAAAAAGACAAUGUAGCAGGUGUAACCUUGCCAGUUUUUGAGCACUACCAGGAAGGAGGGGACAGCUAUGAGCUGACUGGCUUAGCCAGAGGUGGAGAACAGCUGGCUAAGCUGAAGAGGAACUAUGCCAAAGCUGUGGAGCUACUUGUGGAACUGGCCUCCUUACAGACGUCCUUUGUUACUUUGGAUGAAGCCAUUAAAAUAACAAACAGACGUGUGAAUGCCAUUGAACAUGUGAUUAUUCCCAGGAUUGAGCGCACCCUCUCUUACAUCAUCACAGAACUGGAUGAACGAGAACGAGAGGAAUUCUACAGGUUAAAGAAGAUCCAAGAAAAGAAAAAGGUAUUGAAAGAAAAAUCAGAGAAAGAACGGGAGCUGCGGAGAGCUGCUGGUGGGGAACAGGAACCAGCCAAUCUUUUAGCAGAAGAGAAGGAUGAGGACCUUCUGUUUGAGUAACCCAGCACAGUUGUUGUAUGUGGAGCAAGGGACCCAGGAUACAGAAUGUCUGUCCAGUUGCAAUCUAAUUCAGGACACGUUGCCUCACUGAUACUUAACGUGGCUUCUCAGUUGGUGUGUAAGUCUUGACUUGAAUGGAUUGUGGAUUUCUCUUGGGAGAUUAGAAAUCUGGGAACUUGACUGCAGCACAGGAGGAAAAGGAGAGAUGAGUCAGGUGCUUUACUGUCAGGAGAGCUUUCUUGUUGCUCAGCCAGUUUCUUGACUGAGUAGGAAUGAAUGUCCGUAGCUGUGUUUUUUUGUAGGAUGCCUCUAAAUUUGCCUAAUCAGAUUACUCUUUAAUUGCUCCCCUUCCUCAUGCAAGCAGAGGAAAAUGUUAUUUAGGGAGGGAGAUGCAUGUAAUGUUCUUUACUGCUGAACUAUUAAUGUUGAAGUUGCUUAAAGCAGAUACUGGCACAGCUGAAGUCAAAUGUCAGUAAAGGCAACUCUAGUUUUCUAACCUGUUGAUGAAAUCCACAGUCCUAUGUGAUUUAUUUUUGUUGCACGAUUGUUACCAUUGGCCUAAGACAUCUACAGUUUUAAUUAGAGGUUCUGCCAAGUUGUGUACUGUCUGUGCUAGAAACAAGUAAAAAAAAUAAAUGUUAAAUAUCUCA
Apus apus (common swift) is the source of this 1529-nucleotide messenger RNA. It is a transcript of the gene ATP6V1D, whose product is annotated as ATPase H+ transporting V1 subunit D. Gene Ontology annotation, molecular function: proton-transporting ATPase activity, rotational mechanism. The record is from RefSeq and is a predicted model, not a curated record. The transcript has 9 exons. The coding region runs from base 136 to 879 and encodes 247 amino acids. NCBI's taxonomy places the organism in Eukaryota, Metazoa, Chordata, Aves, Apodiformes, Apodidae. Gene Ontology annotation, cellular component: proton-transporting V-type ATPase complex.